GGGAGCGCGAGCCAGCGGAGACUCUGGCCGCUGUCGCUAGAGGAAGGGAGUGAUUAGUGGCUGGGACUGGAGGGGGCUGGCAAGGGAAGACACAGGAUGGCUUAGAAGCCUCUGCCCACAGGACCUCACGGGCAGGGAAAGGCUCUAGUCCAAGGCUGCUGUGAUGGCUGAGGCUGGAGGGUCCCCUCAGGGGCCCUGAACGCGUUGGCACUGCCUCUCAGGGACACCCUGGAAGUUAGCAUCAGUGGGACUUGGAAGCUCUGAUCUCAACAACCAUGGCUGGCGAUUCCAGGAAUGCUAUGAACCAGGACAUGGAGAUUGGGGUCACUCCCAGGGACCCUAAGAAGAUUCCCAAACAGGCCCGCGAUUAUAUCCCCAUCGCCACCGACCGCACGCGCCUGCUGGCAGAGGGCAAGAAACCCCGGCAGCGCUACAUGGAGAAGAGCGGCAAGUGCAACGUCCACCACGGCAACGUCCAGGAGACCUACCGCUACCUGAGCGACCUCUUCACCACCCUCGUGGACCUCAAGUGGCGCUUCAACCUGCUCGUCUUCACCAUGGUCUACACCGUCACCUGGCUCUUCUUUGGCUUCAUCUGGUGGCUCAUUGCUUACAUCCGGGGUGACCUGGACCAUGUCGGGGACCAGGAGUGGAUUCCCUGCGUUGAAAACCUCAGCGGCUUCGUUUCUGCCUUCUUGUUCUCCAUCGAGACCGAGACCACCAUCGGGUACGGCUUUCGGGUGAUCACCGAGAAGUGUCCAGAGGGCAUCGUCCUCCUCCUGGUGCAGGCCAUCCUGGGCUCCAUCGUCAAUGCCUUCAUGGUGGGCUGCAUGUUCGUGAAGAUCAGCCAGCCCAAGAAGAGAGCGGAGACCCUCAUGUUCUCCAACCACGCCGUCAUCUCCCUGCGGGACGAGAAGCUCUGCCUCAUGUUCCGGGUGGGCGACCUCCGCAACUCCCACAUCGUGGAGGCCUCCAUCCGCGCCAAGCUCAUCAAGUCCCGGCAGACCAAGGAGGGAGAGUUCAUCCCCCUGAACCAGACCGACAUCAACGUGGGCUUCGACACGGGGGACGACCGCCUCUUCCUGGUGUCCCCACUCAUCAUCUCGCACGAGAUCAACGAGAAGAGCCCUUUCUGGGAGAUGUCGCGGGCCCAGCUGAAUCAGGAGGAGUUUGAGGUCGUGGUCAUCCUAGAAGGGAUGGUGGAGGCAACGGGAGUCUCAGCAGCAGCUGUGGCCCUAAGGCUCAUGCCAAGAAAACUCACCUGGGCUCAGAAUGGCAUGACUUGCCAAGCACGGAGCUCCUACAUGGACACCGAGGUGCUCUGGGGCCACCGAUUCACACCAGUCCUCACCUUGGAAAAGGGUUUCUACGAGGUGGACUACAACACCUUCCACGACACCUAUGAAACCAACACACCCAGCUGCUGUGCCAAGGAGCUGGCAGAAAUGAAGCGGGAAGGCCGGCUCCUGCAGUACCCUCCCCAGCCCCCCACUGCCAGGAGGCUGUGCUGGAGCAGAGCUGGAAGCAGAGGCUGAGCAGCAAGGAGAGGAUGAGCCUGAGGGUCUGAGGGGGUCCCGGGAGACCAGGGACUCAGUGUGAGGACUGAACUCUCCCCAUGACGUCCCGCCCCGUCACCGGCUUCUUACAAGUGCAGAUACUGCAGGGCUGGGGGCGGAGGAGGCAGUGAAUGGCUAAAUGUGCUGUUUGGGGGGUGGGUGGGGCAGGAGUCAUUAUGUCUGUGUGGGGAGGAGCCAUAUACCCAGUCCCAGAACCUCCCAGCUCGAGACCUCCCCGAGCAGGUGGCCUUUUGCCUGGACCUCUGUGACACAGCUGCCUCCCCUCUCCCAGUCUGUCACACUGGUGGAGGGCCAGGCCAGAGGGGCGUCCCCACACUGAAAAGUACAAGUGGCUUCUGUCCUCACACAUCUCUCUCUGCCACCUGGCCUGGAUCACCUUUCUCUUUGAGUAUCACAGACCAACUGGCAGCCCCUCCGGGACAAACACCCAGAGAGGGCCAUCCCCCAUCCCCCCUCCCCCAAAUCCCUACCAUCCCGGGGCUCGUUGUAGACUCAGGGCAGGAAGCUCAACCCGCUGGUGCUAGGGGGAGCUUGCAGACCUUGAGGUUUCAAGUUGAUCCAAGCCACAUCCUUUCAAACCCGAACCCAGUGUAUAACCCACUUAGAGAGCCACGGAGCACAAAGCCCCCGCCGACCUCUGCCAUUAUCUGCGAGGCGUGCGUUUUCCCCUGCCGUGUUCUGUGUGUCAAAGGUAGCCCUGGGAGCAUCACUCUCUUUUGGGUGACCCUGAGGCAGGGCCUGGGCCACAGGGCACCUCUGAUACAUGCAGAGUGGCCCUUGGUCCCUUCCUGGCCACCCCAACCGCACUGUGCCCACACCUCCCCCAAAGCGAGGCCUCCAGCAGUUGGGUCUUCACUAGUGCUUUUGGCCCAGGAAUCUCCAAGAAGUGCCAAGCUUCACCGUGCUCUCCUGCACAGCCUCAGAGAGCCUGCGGGGUGGUCCAGGGUGAAAGCUGAGGGUAGGGCGAGCCAGUCGGAGCUGAAACAGGAAGAGGGAGGGAAGAGACACAGAGAAAGGCAAGCAGCUAGAAUCUUUAAAUAAGCAUCAUUGCCAUUUGUCGCUGAUUCCAAUCUUCGUUCCCAGGCCAAGUGUGGAUGUGAAUGGUGCAAGGUGAGAGGUGCCUGCAAGGGCAGCAUCAGCUUCGAGCCCAGGCUGAGUGACUCUCAGCUGGUGCAGAGCCCCCUGGGUCUAAUGAGGGCUUGGGGCAGGGCAGGAGAGCAGAGAUGGUGGCCACAAGAGGGGAGGCCACCCCCUCUUGCACCCCCAUCUUGCAAACAUGGAGAAUCUGGGAGGGGGUGACCAUUAAGUGGAGAGAAGCCUUAAAAGCAACAGUGGCAGAGGGUCUUCCUUUCCAGUCUGGAGGCCCAGGAAGGGGAUGGAGAGACGGUGCACCUGUCGCAGCCACAGGGCAUGUCAGGCACGUGUUGAGGCUAGGCUUCGGAUCAGCUGCUCUAGACCUGGAGAGAUGGCAGAUCUUCUGGCCACAGAACUGGGGCAGCCUCGCUCACAACUGCACGCCUCUCAGCUGGCCUUUGAAAAUGGAAGCCUUUUCCUGCGCCGGGCUCGAAGCAUCUUUCCUGGGAGUAAGAAUGGAAGUUAAGGCUGAGCAAAAGGGAUUGAGUUUGGUCUCGGGCUAGAUUUUCCAUGUCCUGGGAUUGGAGAGAAGAGGACGCAGGGGGCCACACUUAAGGGAGGGGGACCCUGGUCCUCGGGCGCAUAGGCUGGAUCUGGAGAGGUGGGCGCUGAGAAGAGGUGAGUGAGCAGGUGGGAGGGGUCCUUUUUCCGACAGAGGUGUGGUGCUGAGUCCUGGCCCCAGGCAUCCUUCCAUGGUGAAGCCAGGGGAACGGAGUGUGGGCUGGAAUCCUGCCCUCCGGGAAAAGGGAAGCAGGCAGCUUGGAGCACCCUAGGGGGAACCUCUGCAGUCAGGGAUCUAAGGCAGGGAGCCUAUUACCAAGACUGGCCGCCCAGUGGGUGGAGGAGCUACAGCGGCACUGUCAGGUGUCAGCCCAGGCCCUCCAGAUCCAAGGCUUGUACCGCAGGACUAUUUCCUCCUCACCUUUGGCAGAUCUAAAUCCUGCCUUAGUCAAAACCGCUCAGUGCCUGCAGGUGUAGCCCCCUCAGGGAGGCAGCUCUGCAAGGAUGGGAAACCACAGGAGAUGCUGGCCCUGCAGCAGGAUCCUGAGCCUGUGUCACCCCCGUUUCCACUUGGCAUCCCCAGCUGGCUGAGUGCACCACUCUCCUGUUUCCUGGCUCCACAUCGCUUGGCUCAGCCAACUUCAGAAGCCGUGGGAGCCACAGAAGAGGAGGAGAUCAGUACGAUCCUACUCCAAAGCCCUGUGAUGAGCGGAGCCCCUGGUACUGGGAUCAGGCAGGUAGUAAUUAAUCCAGGGUGCAUGUGAGCUGCUUUCUCUCCAGAAAAUUCCAUCGAAAGAAGACCCCCCACUUUGUAUACCAAGGCAAUCCUUCUUGGUGGCCAGUUGUUCUAACUAAAGUUUGAAAUCUUCAAAUCAUUUUCUGGAUGUUCUCAUAUAAGCACAGACUCGUUCAAUGGAAAGUCGGAUGAGGGCCUCAGUAGAUCACUUUAAACCCCGUAUAUCUGCCCACAAGCCACCCCUGGGUCCUAGCCCUGCGCUGCAGGGCUCUGAGCCCACCCAUCACCUCUGAUGGGCCACAGAGAGGUGAGCUAGGCUGUAAGGUGACUUCCUACAGGCCUCGUCAUCUGUAAAGUCCCAAAGAAUGUUCUCACGGAUCAGACCCUAAAAGAGUUGGUAGCUAAUUUCCUGCCUCAGCUUCCAUGACCUUCCUCUCUGGAACUGUCCCCUGUAAAGGAGAAGCAUCUGGGAGCCCAGAAGAAAGUAUCUUCUCCCUAGUUGUCCUCUCCCCAACAAUCUACCACCUGCUAGGUCUUCAGGCCAUGCUGAAAGGCCCUGUUCCCAGGCCAGAUGGAAUGGGCUCUGCCGGUGACUCUCUACUCCUGACGCUGCCUCGCUGUGAAGUCAGAGCCCCUUUCCUGCUUCCAAAGUCAUUUCCUGCUGCUGCUCUGAGAUCCUGGCUGGAGCAGCUGGCCAGAGGGGAUGGAGCCUUAUCUGUCUAGAGAGAGCCCUCCUCCUUGCAAUCAGUAACAACCGGGCCCCGCCCCUGCCUUCCAGCACCCCUCAGCUCUGUGCCUGCCGUGGGCUGGGAGCCACAGAAGCUGGAAUUUGGGGUAUUGAGGUUGCCAAAAGCUAAACCAAACCAAAAAAAAAAAAGUUGCCUGUUGUUGUCUAAGAAUACACCCUGAGGGAGUUCCCGCUGUGGCUCAGCAGGUUAAGAACCUGACUAGUGUCCAUGAGGACUGGGGCUUGAUCCCUGGCCUCGCUCAGUGGGUUAAGGAAGGAUCUGACGUUGCUAUGAGCCCUGGUAUAGGUCGAAGACCUGGCUUGGAUCUGGCAUUGCUGUGGCUGUGUUGUAGGCCGGCAGCUGUAGCUCCUAUUCCACCCCUAGCCAAGGAACUUCCAUGUACCACAGGUGCAGCCCUAAAAAAAUUAAAAAAAAUAUAUAUAUAUGCCCUGAACACAUCUCUGCGCAAACAGCAUUUACUGCCCACCUACUAUGUGCCUGGCAAUGGUUUAGGUCUUUGCCUGGGAGAUUGCCCUUAAUUCUCAAAACACCGCAGUUAGGCUUAGUAACCCCUUGUUACCAAUGAGAUAAGUGAGGUUCAGAGAGGUUAAUUAGUUUGCUCAAGGCCACAAAUAAUCAGGAGGCAGGGCCUCUAUGCCCAGCAGAGCCUCGCAAACAAACACAGAUGGGCCAUCAUCCUGCACGACCCCGCCCCUGGGCAGCACCUGCGGGGUGGGAGGGGGUCAGGGUCCCCGCAGAAAUAAGGACGCCUGACCUCUUCAGCCCGCCCCGGGGUGUGCUGUACUCUGAACUGUCCGCUUCCACCCACCAGCAACGUUCUCCCGAGGCAGGAUAAUUGGGAAACACCUUUUUCUGAUUCCCAGAGAAUUAAUGAGCUGUGAAGAGAUUAGAUGGGGAAUUAUUGCUUUCGGGAAGAAGUCACUUAUUCUGCUUGGCUUGGUUUUUGCUAACGACAUCUCCUCAAACUGUGUGUCAAGUCUCUUUCUCCCUGUGUAGAAUUUGUCAAUCUUCUGAUUAAAAAGAACGUCAUUGCCCUGCUAAAAAGUCAUCCAAUAAAGUGGAUUUGAUCUUA
Molecule: messenger RNA, 5769 nt
Organism: Phacochoerus africanus (Common warthog)
Lineage: Eukaryota; Metazoa; Chordata; Mammalia; Artiodactyla; Suidae
Gene: KCNJ5
Product: potassium inwardly rectifying channel subfamily J member 5
Exons: 4
Coding region: 276-1535 (419 amino acids)
Biological process (GO): potassium ion import across plasma membrane; regulation of monoatomic ion transmembrane transport
Cellular component (GO): plasma membrane
Molecular function (GO): G-protein activated inward rectifier potassium channel activity
Source: RefSeq, a predicted model, not a curated record